AUGCUGGCCCAGCGCUCCGCUGGCCUCAGGCGGGCCUUCACGGCCAGCGCCAGGCCCAUUGUCAGCCGCAGCAUUGUUAGGCCCGUGUGCCAAGCAGCGGCAGUGGAGAAGGCCUCGACCGGCAGCCCAUCGCUACUGUCUGCGGGGGCCCCGGACACAUACGCCAUUGUGGAGGUCGGUGGCCGGCAGAUGUUCCUGGAGCCCGGCAAGUGGUACACCUGCAACCGCCUCCAGGUGCUAAUGGGCGUUCGCCGGCGCCCGGGGCGCGCGCUGCGUCGCGCGCCUGGUGGUGGUGCGCUGCGGCCGCCGCGCUCGCUCCUGGUCGAGACAGGCAGCAAGAUCCGCUUCGGCCGCGUGCUGGCUCUGAAGCAGGAGGGCAAGUUCACCGUGGGGGCGCCCUACCUGGAGGGCGCUGCAGUGGAGGCGGAGGUGCUGGAGGAGCUCAAGGGCCCCAAGGUGAUUGUGUACAAGAUGCGCCCGAAGAAGCACUACCGCCGCAAGAACGGCCACCGCCAGCCGCUGUCGCGCUUCAUGGUCACCAAGGUCGGCGCCUAG
This is a messenger RNA of Monoraphidium neglectum, 555 nucleotides long. Its product is annotated as 50S ribosomal protein L21. NCBI's taxonomy places the organism in Eukaryota, Viridiplantae, Chlorophyta, Chlorophyceae, Sphaeropleales, Selenastraceae. Gene Ontology annotation, cellular component: mitochondrial large ribosomal subunit; ribosome. The coding region runs from base 1 to 555 and encodes 184 amino acids. Gene Ontology annotation, molecular function: structural constituent of ribosome; RNA binding. The record is from RefSeq and is a predicted model, not a curated record. The transcript has 4 exons. Gene Ontology annotation, biological process: translation.